This is a messenger RNA of Bufo gargarizans (Asiatic toad), 698 nucleotides long. RefSeq names its product natural cytotoxicity triggering receptor 3-like. Gene Ontology annotation, biological process: positive regulation of natural killer cell mediated cytotoxicity; immune response-activating cell surface receptor signaling pathway. NCBI's taxonomy places the organism in Eukaryota, Metazoa, Chordata, Amphibia, Anura, Bufonidae. The record is from RefSeq and is a predicted model, not a curated record. The transcript is spliced from 4 exons. Bases 195 to 698 code for a protein of 167 amino acids.
GUGCACCAGCAGAGGCUGCUUCCUAUACAGAGGGUGCACCAGCAUUGGCUGCUUCCUAUACAGAGUGUGCACUAGCACAGAGGCUACUUCCUAUAGAGGGUGCACCAGCAGAGGCUGUUUCCAUUACAGAGGGUGAAUCUUUAGAAGCUGCUUCCAGUUCAGAGGCUGCACCAGCAGAGGCUCAGCGCACAGCCAUGGCACACAAGCUGGUGCUUAUCCUGGGAGCUCUGGAGGGAGUCCUCUCCCAGGAGACCCAGAAGCGGGAGCUACAUACCAACCCGGGCAGCCAUGUCAACUUACCGUAUGCCAGGACCCUGCUCAAUGGGACAAAGAUCCAGGUGUACCAGACCCCUGAGGUCCAUGCCACCCCGGGGAGCAAUGUCACCUUACCGUGUACCUACAAUGUCUCUGGAGUAGAGGAGGCAACUAUCGGGUCCUUCACGUGGUACAGACACCUGGUGAAGACUGGGCUGGAGGUGUCUGACAGUAAUAAGGACUUCACCGGUCGGAUCUCCAGAGCAGAUCCAGAACAAUUCAUCAGUAACAGAGAUGCCCAUAUCACCAUACACAACGUGCUUGAUACAGACGCUGGCAGUUAUUUCUGUGCAGUCAGUUUUCUAGAAGGUGGAAGAUUAUCUGGAUCUGGAGCCGGGACCCUGCUCAAUGUGACAGCCUUCACAGAGCGGAAAUAUUUUUAA